AUGUCAGAAGCAGCAGAUCUUCCAUGGAAACAGCUAGGAAUGGAUUGCAUUGAAUGGUAUAACAGCAACACCUUGCUCGUUGAAAUAUACUACGAACGCAUGAACCAUCAAGUGCUCACCGAAUCUCCUUCAUAUUCGCUCGUCAAUCUGGUCUCAGAUAUUGGAGGGCAGGUUGGUCUCUUCUUGGGAAUGAGCAUCAUCUCGCUUCUAGAAUUUGCGACUCUCAUUCUGCUACUCUGCUGUUACUGUGGCACACACAAAAGCAGGAAAAGAGACAUUGAAGAGAUUGAGAAUAGUAGCAAACUGUCAACGGUGAGAAGCUUGACUUUGUUGUUGAAUACAAUUAGGCCUAGAGUAUUAAGGAGGCUGAAAGGAACAGGAAAGCAGCUAAUAAGCGAAAGGGAAUCUAUGGAGAAAGCGACGCUACUCUUCCGCCUUCGGUCAUCUCUGCAAAUUGAGGAUCGAUGUCCUAUGUGA
Cylicostephanus goldi is the source of this 477-nucleotide messenger RNA. The record is from the annotation of a GenBank genome assembly. NCBI's taxonomy places the organism in Eukaryota, Metazoa, Nematoda, Chromadorea, Rhabditida, Strongylidae.